GAGCGGGGCCGAGGGCUCGAGGGAGGGGAGAGCGAGCGAGCGGGGGAGGGAAAAAAAUAAUAAAACGGACGAAAGGUGGACAAACGUUAAAACAACAGUUUAUAAGAGUCGUAACCCGAGGAACGGCAUUGCCGGACGGACUACGGUUUAAAAAAAAAGGACAAAAAAACAGGGAGGAUUGCAUCUCCCCCCCCACCCCGACUCUUCCUCUUGUCCAAGCUAGGUAAACUUGCACAAGCCACAGUCUCUGAGCUCCUCGUGUCUCUCGUCAUUCCAAUCUAAUGGUGAGCUUCAACCCAAGUGUAUGCAAGGUUCUGGGAGUUGAUUGUCUUUGACUUCAUUAAUGCUGGCUCAUUUGGAAGAACACUAUAUAAUCAGGAAGCAACACUGAUUGACGUUGUGGUCCAAUGUAGCAGCGUUUGGUGGUAAAAGAAGAGUUCGCUGCCUGCUGAGAUAAAACUAGGACUUAGAUCUCAGACCAUGUCAGUAUGGAUUCAGGCCCAGCAGCUCCAGGGCGAAGCUCUGCGUCAGAUGCAGUCCUUAUAUGGUCAGCAUUUCCCAAUUGAAGUUAGGCAUUACUUGUCACAGUGGAUUGAAAGCCAGGCAUGGGAUUCAAUUGAUGUUGAGAAUCCACAGGAGGAAUUUCGAGCACAACGAUUGCUUGAGACCUUGAUACAGGAGUUGCAGAAGAAAGCUGAUCAUCUAAUGGGUGAAGAUGUUUUUGUAUUAAAGCUGAAAUUAGGGAAUUAUGCCACUCAGUUAAAGAAUACUUAUGACCGUUGUCCACUAGAACUGGUUAGAUCAAUCAAACACAUUUUGUACCAUGAGCAGAGGCUGAUUAGAGAAGCUACAAAUCCAAGUUCACCAGUAGGUUUGUUGGAUUCCAUGUCUCAGAAACAUCUUCAAAUAAACCAAACAUUUGAGGAAUUAAGAUUAAUGACUCAAGACACAGAGAAUGAACUGCGAAAGCUGCAACAUACCCAAGAAUAUUUCAUUAUUCAGUACCAAGAGAGUCUACGCAUACAAGCCCAGCUUACCCAGCUUGCGCAGCUUAGUCCACAAGACCAGAACCGUCUCUUGCGAGAACAAAAUUUACAACAAAAACGGACGUCGGUGGAGAACUGGUUACAACGAGAAGCCCAGACACUACAGCAAUACAGACUGGACUUAGCUGAGAAACACCAAAAAACAUUACAGUUGCUUCGCAAGCUGCAGACAAUUAUAUUAGAUGAUGAACUGAUUCAGUGGAAACGUCGCCAGCAAUUAGCAGGGAAUGGUGGUCAGUCUGAAGGGAGUUUGGAUGUGCUGCAGUCAUGGUGUGAGAAGUUAGCAGAGACAAUAUGGCAGAACCGUCAGCAGAUCAGGCGAGCUGAACACCAACGGCAACAGCUACCUAUCCCAGGUCCGGUGGAGGAGUUACUAACAGAACUCAAUGCAACAAUUACAGAUGUAAUAUCUGCACUAGUCACAAGCACCUUUAUAAUUGAGAAGCAACCCCCUCAGGUUUUGAAGACGCAAACUAAAUUUGCAGCUACUGUACGCUUAUUAGUAGGAGGAAAGCUUAAUGUACAUAUGAACCCACCCCAAGUGAAAGCAACAAUCAUCAGUGAACAACAGGCCAAGGCUCUUCUGAAAAAUGAGAAUACCAGAAAUGACAGCAGUGGUGAAAUUUUAAACAACUGUUGUGUUAUGGAGUACCAUCAAGCAACAGGAACCUUAAGUGCCAACUUUAGAAACAUGUCUCUUAAACGAAUCAAGCGUUCUGAUCGGCGGGGAGCAGAAUCAGUCACGGAAGAGAAAUUCACAAUUCUUUUUGAAUCACAGUUCAGCGUUGGUGGAAAUGAAUUAGUUUUUCAGGUUAAGACAUUAUCGCUUCCAGUGGUAGUGAUUGUUCAUGGCAGCCAAGACAACAAUGCCACUGCUACUGUACUUUGGGAUAAUGCAUUUGCCGAGCCAGGUCGGGUACCAUUUGUAGUUCCUGACAAAGUACUCUGGCCACAAUUAUGUGAAGCUCUCAACAUGAAGUUCAAAGCAGAGGUUCAAAGUAACAGAGGAUUAUCAGAAGAAAAUCUUGUUUUCUUGGCUCAGAAAGCAUUCAGUAGUUCAGCCAUCCAUGCAGAUGAUUACAGUAAUAUGACCAUCUCCUGGUCCCAAUUUAACAGGGAAAGUUUACCAGGUCGAAAUUUCACAUUCUGGCAAUGGUUUGAUGGAGUCAUGGAGCUGACAAAAAAGCAUCUAAAGCCUCAUUGGAAUGAUGGGGCAAUUUUGGGCUUUGUAAACAAGCAGCAGGCACAGGACAUGUUGCUUUCCAAGCCAAAUGGAACCUUCCUGCUGCGAUUCAGUGACUCUGAAAUUGGAGGGAUUACAAUAGCUUGGGGAGCAGAUAAUCCCAACAAAGCAGGAGAAAGAAUGGUUUGGAAUCUCAUGCCAUACACAACCAAAGAUUUUUCAAUUCGAUCACUGGCAGAUCGUAUCAGUGAUCUCAAUCAUUUGCUGUACUUGUAUCCUGACAGACCCAAAGAUGAUGUGUUUUCCAAAUACUAUACACCACCAUUGUCAAAAGCAGUAGAUGGGUAUGUGAAACCACAGAUCAAACAGGUUGUUCCGGAAUUUGCUACAGCAUCAUCUGAUGCUACAUCAUCGAGCAGUACCUAUAUGGAGCAAGCAGCAUCACCUGCUGUUUGUCCGCCACCUCAGUAUCCCCUCUAUCCACAAAACCCAGACAGUAUGCUUGAUCCUGAAGGGGAUUUUGACCUAGAUGAUACAAUGGAUGUUGCCAGACAUGUGGAGGAGCUUCUGCGCAGGCCAAUUGACAAUCAAUGGCUUCCUCACCAACCGACAUGAUUGACAAUCCCCACCUCCUAGAAAUUAUUGUUUCUUAUGGUUUCAUUCCAUAAGUUGCUUCAUUUCCAAAUCAUUCAUAAUGUGAAAUGUUAAUAAUCCUUGUGAAGCUAAUAUUUUUGUGCAUGUUGAAGCAACGCAAAUGUUUUUAAAUGUCUUGUUUGCUUGGAAUAAGGCUGCAGUUUUGGAAACUGUGGAUUAUGGUUUUCCGUUGUACAAAAUGCAAGUUGCUAUUUGCUUGUUUUUUUAUUUACCCUUUGCGUUUCAGUUACUUUUUUUGGUAGAUAAUGAAGUACAGUUUUAAUUUGUACUUUAGUCUGUUCUGUUUCACAAGUCAAAUUGACAAUUAAAACCCAAUUUAAACACUG
Molecule: messenger RNA, 3209 nt
Organism: Stegostoma tigrinum
Lineage: Eukaryota; Metazoa; Chordata; Chondrichthyes; Orectolobiformes; Stegostomatidae
Gene: stat5a
Product: signal transducer and activator of transcription 5a
Exons: 22
Coding region: 481-2844 (787 amino acids)
Biological process (GO): regulation of transcription by RNA polymerase II; defense response; regulation of cell population proliferation
Molecular function (GO): DNA-binding transcription factor activity, RNA polymerase II-specific; RNA polymerase II cis-regulatory region sequence-specific DNA binding
Source: RefSeq, a predicted model, not a curated record